AUGGAAUUGCCCCAAAGGAUCCAGGCGGCUGCCAGGAAAGAAAACAUACCCCCGGCUUUAAGUUGCUAUGGGGCCCCAAAAGAGGAAAGAAGGAUCCAGAAGAACAUCAACGUUCAUCUGCUCCUGUCCUCUGGAAGCCAUCUUGGAGAGCUCUGGACCCAGACAGGUUCCAGCAUCCAUAGGUCAAAUCAUCUUGGAGAAAAUGUCGGAAGAGAUUUACGAGUCCCGUCGGGAAGGAAAGAGACCAGUGGCCUGUUUCAGACCAAUCUCUUUUGCCCUCCUGUAGGUCUCGCCAAAAGCUCCUUGGUCCAACAGCAAACCAACCUUGAGUUCAACCUGCAGAGCAGAAGAUGGGCAGGUGGGACGUUAAAAAGGACCCCUCUGAGGGGCUUCCCAGAGAGACCCCGCAACAUUCCCAGGAAUUCAUCCAGAAUGAAAAAUAGAGAAGGGGAGGACAACAUGAAAGGACAACAUGAGCUCUUCACUGGGUCAAGAAGAAGCUAUGAGGACCUCAAGGCCAGGAGAGAGUGCUCCUCACCUGGCCAGUUUUCACCGGAUCCAUCUCUUCAUUCCUCACCCAAUGGUUGUCCUCUUCCGAUGACCUUCAGUGGGAUCAGUGACUCCUCACCUCCAGGACCGGCCCUUACUUUGGACAGUCUGGUUGAUGGUCAUUCUUCUCCCGAGGAACCUCAGACUCCCAUAAGGUCUUCUCAAAACUCUGCUGAUCGGUGCUGGUCCCUCCAGGGGCUUAAGAAGGAAAGGCCUUCCUUCUCUUGGGAAUCCCGGUCACCUUCUUGGGUUCCUCAACCAGCACACGAGCCACAGAUCUCAACCUUGGCUGUGCGAAAGGUCCGGUCUUCAGUGGAAGGCAGCUUCUCUGGACAAGUGAGAAGUAAAUGGGGGACAAUGCUUAGUUCCACCUUGUUGACAUGUCAAGAAGAUGACUCCAGUUGUCUCAGGAGCAGCUCAGGAACACCACCGUCUACAAACAAAAAGGCUACCUUGAAUGAGUCGAGGGACCAGGGCUACCUGAAGACACUUGACCUAGAAGAACAUCGUUCUGGAACCUUCUGUGGCUCUGAGUUGUAUCUCAAGAAGCUUCUGCCGGAUGUCUUCUUCCUCAAGAAUUUGGAGAGUUCCCUCAAGAUGUGUGUAGAGUCUUCUCCGAACAGAAGGUUGUCCGUGGAGGACACCCAUGAAGAGAAGCCACCAACUCUUGAUCCUUCUGGAGUCCCAGAGGUCCUGUUCAGUCACCCCUUGGAGAAGAACACUGGGGACUUUGUCGCCCAAGAAGUUGGAGAUAAGCAUGGAGAAGCUGGUGGAGUUCCCACCAUCACCUCCACUGUUGAUGAGGCCAGUCUGUUCACUGCCCUUCAGAAGGUCUGUCUCUUUGAGGAAACCAUCUGGAAGGGUCCCAGAAAAAGAUCCCAGCUGGUCAACAUCCCUGUCUGGCCAUGGCGCCAUCAGAAAGACGGGGUUCCCUUCCAAGGACAUUUUGUCCCGCAGGAAACUAAGAAAUUGGGCGAUAUUUUCAAAAGAUGGCGUUCCCUCUGGGAGAAAAGGCAGCAGAUCUGUCUGCUGAUAUUUCGAAUCCAGACCAGGCUGACCGGACGGUGA
This is a messenger RNA of Notechis scutatus (mainland tiger snake), 1617 nucleotides long. NCBI's taxonomy places the organism in Eukaryota, Metazoa, Chordata, Lepidosauria, Squamata, Elapidae. The record is from RefSeq and is a predicted model, not a curated record.